This is a messenger RNA of Anopheles stephensi (Asian malaria mosquito), 723 nucleotides long. RefSeq names its product transcription initiation factor IIA subunit 2 (gene TfIIA-S). Gene Ontology annotation, cellular component: transcription factor TFIIA complex. Gene Ontology annotation, biological process: transcription initiation at RNA polymerase II promoter; RNA polymerase II preinitiation complex assembly. The coding region runs from base 154 to 492 and encodes 112 amino acids. Gene Ontology annotation, molecular function: RNA polymerase II general transcription initiation factor activity; TBP-class protein binding. The record is from RefSeq and is a predicted model, not a curated record. The transcript is spliced from 3 exons. Lineage: Eukaryota; Metazoa; Arthropoda; Insecta; Diptera; Culicidae.
CCCUGCUUCGUUCUGUCAUUUUUUGUGUUUUGAUUUCUACAUCUCCCAACACCAAGCUGCUUCAUUUUGGAAAAAGUACAUAUCUGUGGUAAGCAAAAUAUCAGAUAAUUUCAACACAGCGCUUCGUUUUUAAUCGUUGUCCGGGAAGUAAACAUGACCUACCAGCUGUACCGGAACACGACCCUCGGCAAUACACUGCAGGAAAGUUUGGACGAGCUGAUACAGUAUGGACAAAUCACUCCUCAACUGGCUGGCCGAGUGUUGGUGCAGUUCGAUAAAUCCAUCAACGCGGCCCUUUCGAACCGGGUAAAGUCGCGCGUCACUUUCAAAGCCGCCAAGCUCAACACGUACCGCUUCUGUGACAACGUUUGGACGCUGAUGCUGAACGAUGUCGAGUUUCGCGAGGUGCACGAGUUUGCGCGAGUGGAAAAAGUAAAAAUUGUUGCCUGUGAUGGUAAAAAUGUCAGCACAGGGGAUGAACCGAGCAGGUAGUGCAAAAGUAUGUCCUCUUUUUAAUUACGUUACACCUGCAUGGAAGCGUCUUCGAGCGUCUUUCCCUGGCGUGUUUUCACCAUUAUUUUUGUUUGUGUUAGUACAUAAGAGUGCUUCUAUGAGCAUUGGAACGAAUAUUCUAUAAAUACCAUUUAACCGAUACUUGUAAAACGCUGCUAAAAUAAAGCACAUUAAUUUGACCCUGAUCCGUGCGUGGCGAGUAGGCAAAAG